AUGGCUGCUACAUUUCAUCUGGUAAUGUCGGAUCAAGUGGACUCAUUCUAUGACUCGGUGAAUGCUCGAAAUUACGGCUCACUAGGAAAUGAUGAUGGUAUCACAGAAACAAUGUGUAAUGCUUUUUUCGAUGCACAUCGUGAGGCCGACAGACUCAAAAUAUCGCUAGAGGACGCAAUAGCUUUGAAUCAGAAUAAGCAUCACGACGGUGGACCAAUUGAGGGGGAUACUCGCGUUAACAGCAUCGAAGAUACGCACGGAAAUAAAAUACGACAGUGUCCUGUUGUUAUACAUCCAGCUGAAGAACAAACGGGAAUUGAAGUCGGCGGCGUAGCUGUUCAAGAUGAGAACGCGCCAGAAAUCACUACAGCACCAAAACCAGCAGAGAACUUGGAGGAUCUUACUCGUCUGGCGAUGUUUGGCAAGCAAAAAACUGUCCUGCGCCGCUCUCAAAUCAAAGAUUCGCCUGCCCCAGCACACUCUCCUACGGCAGCCUCGGCUACUCCUGCCUUGUGCCGCCCUUCUCCCCACGUUGUUGCUAAAGGAGUGACAACAUCAAAUCCAGUUGUGAAUAGAAGAUCCAUUAAGCCACAGGCCGACAAUGAUGAACGAAUAACGAGCGCCAGAAGUGAUGGGCCGCGCAAACCGUGUAAUAAUGUCACGGCAUCGUUGCAUUACCGUACAGCUGAAGCAGAAAAGCGUCCAGGAGCUUCUAUUCGUUCCCCAUUUAUUAAGGCGAACAGAACUACUACUACUACUCGUCCUGCAUCCCAUGUUCCCGCUGGGCCGGUUACCCGAGCACGAAGCAAGGAGUUGAGUUCUAGAGUCUCCAAUGAAAACACUGUUCAGAAGAAUGCAUCCUCAAAAACGCAAGCCAAUCCUUCUGCAAUUGUUGAAAACGGUGUUCACCAGAGACUAAGCACUGAACGUAUAUCCCGCAAUCGUGCUCCGCGUACAACAACAAGUAGCAGGUCAUCUGAGCUGGCACGAGUCACCAAUCCAGUUCGUGUAACUCAUGAAUUCCCACGGAAUGGAAAUUCUUUUCUCCGGAAUGAACGAGUUCCUAGUGCACGUCAAUUCUACCAUGAGUUGCUUCAUCGCAACUCGAGUCUGGGAAGCUGCGAUCGUUCCUCUUCAACUCCUAAAGACAAACAGAAGCAAACCGAUACAUCUGCCGCCGCAGGUGGCACAGGAUCCACAACAGACAAGCGUCCUGGAGUGAAGUCGGAUCGGCGGCCAACCCCUCGAGCUUCAAGUCUGACACGCCCAGUUCAGGAAGUAGUAAAUCGUCCUGCAAACUCUCUUCUUCGUCCUCGUGCUGCCAGUGCUUCUAGGAUUCCUUCUAUCGUUCGCCCCCCUACCACUGGUGGCCCAACAGCUCGUCUCGCUAGUAUUACUCGUCCUAGCACUGGACGGCCUCCUAGUGUAAAUCGGCCUCAGUUCCCUGCUUCAGGUCGACCUGCUGCUCCCCGCAGCACGUCGAUCCCUAACAACCUCUCAGGUACUGUACGAUCGACUACCGCUAGGCGUCCCGUUGCUAUUGUCGGGCAGAGCACAGCUGGAGUGAGGGUUACUCCUCUUCACCAGAAGCCUACAGAACCUCGCUCAUCAGUGAUACGUAAUCCACCCUCAAAUAAAGGUCCGGGAGAUGGAACACCACAGCGCGAAUUUUCCUCGAGAUUGCGACGUUAUCCUGUACCCACGGGCCUAACACCUCUUCAUCGCCCUUUAACAAAACCUGCUGACAUGAAAUUCCAUCCGAUGCAUGGUCAUGGUCAUGCACGUGCUUUGAAUAAUGAACAAACAAAGGGUCCUCUCGUAACAACGGAGCCUUCACCAGCAAAAGUGUUGUCCAAACAAGAGAUGCGUGCCAUGAUUGAUCGCCUCUCUGCGCCCAGAGGAGCAACUAAAACGCCAACUAAAGUAAUGAAUAAGCAAACACACGGUUUGAGCUGUGUAAAAAUCCGGAGCCGGUCGACUUCAUUGGCUCGUACAACUGUACAGUUUGGAGGAAGUACGACUUCAAAACAACUAUUUCGAAAUGGGAGCGAAGAAAUUGUUGCAGGACAAGAAACUUUGUUAAAACAACAAAAUUUGGUUCAGUAA
Molecule: messenger RNA, 2106 nt
Organism: Necator americanus (New World hookworm)
Lineage: Eukaryota; Metazoa; Nematoda; Chromadorea; Rhabditida; Ancylostomatidae
Exons: 17
Coding region: 1-2106 (701 amino acids)
Source: RefSeq, a predicted model, not a curated record